This is a messenger RNA of Staurois parvus, 546 nucleotides long. NCBI's taxonomy places the organism in Eukaryota, Metazoa, Chordata, Amphibia, Anura, Ranidae. The record is from the annotation of a GenBank genome assembly.
CCAUGUCUUCCUCCAUCUACAGACAUGGUUGGCAAACCUAAUAUCACAGCUUCUUCCUUGCAUCCCAAAGAAAAUGUUUCAGUCAUCCUCACCUGCACCUCUACUAAUGCAGAGAAAAUAUUAUGGAGCAGGGUCCCCUCAGGAGCCCCUCUCCCUUCUGGGGCCACUCUAUCUCAAGAUAACAGGACUGUCAUCUUCUCCAGGAUUAAUCGCUCAGACUCAGGAGAUUAUAGAUGCCAGGCUAGUAACCCUGUCAGUACAGAGAACAGUGAUCCCGUCACAAUAAAGGUAGCAUAUGGCCCAGAAAACGUGAAAGUAAAAUCCACGUCAUCUUCAAAUUCUUUAAUUUUAUUAGAAUGUUCUGCUGAUUCUGUCCCACCCGCCAUCUACUAUUGGAAACUGAAUGAGACAGUUCUAAAACAGCAGAGCCAGCUUGAGGUAGAUCAAGAGAAGGCUGAGAAUGAGGGGACUUACACAUGUGUGGCCAAUAACUCAGUGACACAGCUUACUGCCAUGGACUCUAUAUAUGUGAAUUCAACAUUCGGU